Messenger RNA from Lotus japonicus, 1122 nucleotides. Its product is annotated as reticulon-like protein B1. The transcript has 5 exons. NCBI's taxonomy places the organism in Eukaryota, Viridiplantae, Streptophyta, Magnoliopsida, Fabales, Fabaceae. The record is from RefSeq and is a predicted model, not a curated record. The coding region runs from base 125 to 880 and encodes 251 amino acids.
CAUUCCGAACUUGAGGCUCGGACUCAAAACGAACCCGCCAAAUAUUACUCCCUCUCUCUCUCUCUAACAACUGACCCUAAUCUCUGUGACUCGUUCCUUCCUUCCAUUCUUCCAUUUCGCAUCCAUGGCGUCAGGGGAACCAGAAUCGUUCGUCGACAAGAUUGAAGAAAAGUUUCACGACAACAACUCCGAUUCCGAUUCGUAUUCUGAUUCCGACGACGAUCACAACAAGAAGAAGAAGCCACCGGUUCCGUCCUCCAAACCCAAUGUCUACCGCCUCUUCGGCCGCGAUCGCCCCGUUCACAAGGUCUUAGGCGCUGGAAAACCUGCUGAUAUUCUGCUAUGGAGGAGCAAGAGAAGUACAGCAACUGUACUCGGUGCCGGCACUGCCUUGUGGAUUUUCUUUGAGUUGCUGGAAUAUCACCUCAUAACUUUUGUUUGCCAUUUAUCCAUUUUGUCUCUGGCUGGCCUGUUCUUGUGGUCCAAUGCAUCUGUUUUUAUCCACAAGUCUCCACUGCACAUCCCGCAUAUUGCGAUUCCUGAGGAUUGUGCGCUUCAGGUUGCUUCUGCUAUAAGAGUUGAAAUUAACCAAGCCUUUGUUGUUUUGCGGCAGAUCGGAACUGGAAGAGAUAUAAAGAAGUUCCUUAGCGUUAUUGGUAUCCUGUGGGUUGUCUCAGUUGUUGGCAAUUGGUUCAACUUCUUGACCUUGUUUUACAUAUUCUUUGUGUCACUGUUCACAUUGCCACUGAUAUAUGAGAAAUACGAAGACCAGGUUGAUGCACUAGCUGAGAAGGCAAUGAUUGAGAUCAAGAAGCAGUAUGCAGUUCUUGACGCUAAGGUUUUGAGCCAGAUACCGAUACCGGGGUUGAAAAAGGAUUAGAAUCAGGUUUACUGUUAACAGUAGAUGGUUGUUCUGUUCUGAUGUCAAAUUUCUAAGUCUUACCGUAACUCAUUCUUCCUCUAUCAAUUAUUUGAGGAAAAUUUAGUUUGAGGAAUAAAAAGUCCACCUAAAAUUAAAUGUUAGAGCAUCAACAUUUUGUUGUAUAAAUUGACUUGAUGAACGUGUAACCCUGUCAUCUAAGUGAGUGCUUGCCAAGUUUAAUUUUCACCCUCUUUUUCCUA